UCCGUGCUCUCCUCCUGCAGCCUCUUCAUUCUCUCCAACGAGACCGUCAACAUCUGGAGCCAUCUGCUCGGCUUUGUGCUCUUCUUCGCGCUCGGCAUCUACGACCUGACGGCCGUGCUGCCCAAGGCCAGUGCCUCCCGCGAGGACUUUGUCAUCUGCUCCGUUUGCCUCUUCUGCUUCCAGGUCUGUAUGCUUUGCUCAGUAGGAUAUCAUCUUUUUUGUUGUCAUCGCUCAGAGAAAACCAGCCGACGAUGGAUGGCGUUAGAUUAUGCAGGAAUUUCCAUUGGGAUCCUGGGCUGCUAUGUAUCAGGCGUGUUUUAUGCAUUUUAUUGUAAUAACUACUGGCGUCAGGUAUAUCUAAUCACUGUGCUGGCAAUGAUCUUGGCAGUGUUUUUUGCUCAGAUUCAUCCCAGUUACCUCACGCAACAGUGGCACAGGCUGCGCUCUAUCAUCUUUUGCUCAGUGUCGGGAUAUGGAAUUAUUCCUACAAUUCACUGGGUUUGGCUCAAUGGAGGGAUUGGUGCAUCUAUUGUACAGGAGUUUGCACCACGUGUGGUUGUGAUGUACUUCAUUGCUGCAGUAGCUUUUCUCUUCUAUAUUUCCAAAGUUCCAGAACGAUACUUUCCAGGACAGCUGAACUACCUCGGAUCUAGUCACCAAGUAUGGCAUAUCCUUGCAGUAGUGAUGUUGUACUGGUGGCAUCAAUCCACAGUUUAUAUCAUGCAAUAUAGACACACCAAGCCCUGUCCUGAGUACAGCAUGGACUUGUGAGU
Molecule: messenger RNA, 773 nt
Organism: Tinamus guttatus (white-throated tinamou)
Lineage: Eukaryota; Metazoa; Chordata; Aves; Tinamiformes; Tinamidae
Source: RefSeq, a predicted model, not a curated record